Rotaria sordida is the source of this 762-nucleotide messenger RNA. The record is from the annotation of a GenBank genome assembly. NCBI's taxonomy places the organism in Eukaryota, Metazoa, Rotifera, Eurotatoria, Philodinida, Philodinidae.
AUGGCAGAUGCAAUAGACACACCACCAGAUGUUAACAAUAGUUUGUAUUAUGAUGAUAAAUUUUCUUGUUCAUCAGAAAAACAACAAAUAUUGAGUGAUGAUUUACCACCAUUGGACAUAGUUCGUAAGAUGAUUAAAUAUGAAACAUUUUUACGUUUAUCAGAUCCUAUUCAACAACUUUUCGAGUUAUAUCAUAAAGAUGAUAAUGCUAUAACAAUGGUACUCGACUUAGUUCAACAAAAUGUCGUUGAACAUUUUGGAUAUAGUCAUGUAAAUGCAUUGCGAACAGCUAUAUCACGUUUUCCAGAUGAUUCAAUUAUUAAAGAAGCUUUUUAUAUUAAACACAAUAAAAUUACUCAAGGUCUUGUCAAUCAAGGACAAUGUGCACUGGAUCGGUUAAAUAAAUUAGUUCGCUCACAUACGCCAGCUAUGCGUCUUUUAACAAUUUAUAUUGCUGAGGCGCAUGCACGUGAUCAAUGGCCAGCUGGAAAAACUAUAUCAUGUGUUGAUCAACCAAAAACAUUAGUAGAACGUUUAGAAAAUGCACGUGAAUUCAAGAAAAAAUUCAACUUUGAAAUGCCUAUACUUGUUGAUAGUAUGGAUAAUACAUUUCAUAUUACUUAUGGUUCAUGGCCAUUUCGUUUUUAUAUAAUUAAUGAUGGAAAAUUAAUACUCAAAGCUGAACCUGGAAUAACAACAUAUGCUUAUGACUUGAAUGAAUUAGAUACAUGGAUUGAUAAUUUCUAUCGAGAUAAAAAAUAA